This is a messenger RNA of Electrophorus electricus (electric eel), 5096 nucleotides long. It is a transcript of the gene kcnq2b, whose product is annotated as potassium voltage-gated channel, KQT-like subfamily, member 2b. Gene Ontology annotation, molecular function: voltage-gated potassium channel activity. Gene Ontology annotation, biological process: potassium ion transmembrane transport. The record is from RefSeq and is a predicted model, not a curated record. Gene Ontology annotation, cellular component: voltage-gated potassium channel complex; membrane. NCBI's taxonomy places the organism in Eukaryota, Metazoa, Chordata, Actinopteri, Gymnotiformes, Gymnotidae.
GACGUAGCGCACACCCGAGCUCCGCGCGCACCUCUCACGCCCUGCCCAGCGCGGCUCGAGCGAUGCUCCUACCUGGCAGAGGGCGGAAAACCCCCACGAGCAUCCGCAGCUCUCCAUGACAGCACGGCGAGCAUGGUGCAGAAAUCCCGCAACGGCGGGGUCUAUCCCGGACCGCAAGCCGAGAAGAAGCUCAAAGUCGGCUUUGUGGGUCUAGAGGGAGGCGCGGCGGACUCGAACAGAGACGGUGCUCUUCUCAUAGCAGGCAACGAGGCAACAAAGCGAGGCAGCAUCUUGAGCAAACAACGCUCCAGCAUCUCGGGGAAGAAGCCUCCAAAACGCAAUGCAUUUUACCGACGGCUACAGAAUUUCCUCUACAACGUGUUGGAAAGACCGCGAGGAUGGGCGUUCAUCUACCACGCUUAUGUAUUCUUGCUGGUGUUCUCAUGUUUGGUCCUCUCUGUCUUCUCGACCAUCAAGGAAUAUGAAAAGAGCUCUGAGGAUGCUUUGUAUAUAUUGGAAAUAGUGACAAUUGUGGUGUUUGGAGUGGAAUACAUUGUAAGAAUCUGGUCAGCAGGAUGCUGCUGUCGAUACAGAGGAUGGAGAGGCAGGCUAAAAUUUGCUCGCAAACCUUUUUGUGUCAUAGACAUCAUGGUGCUAAUAGCUUCCAUCUCGGUGCUGGCGGCCGGCACGCAGGGGAAUGUCUUUGCCACUUCGGCCAUCAGGAGCCUCCGCUUCCUCCAGAUCCUACGGAUGAUCCGCAUGGACCGCCGUGGAGGAACUUGGAAGCUCCUGGGAUCAGUUGUCUACGCUCACAGCAAGGAGCUGAUCACAGCUUGGUACAUUGGCUUCCUGUGUCUGAUCUUGGCUUCUUUCCUUGUGUAUCUGGCUGAGAAGGAGGAUAACGAGAUGUUUGCGACCUAUGCUGAUGCGCUGUGGUGGGGCCUGAUCACACUGACUACCAUAGGAUAUGGAGAUAAGUAUCCAAUAACAUGGAACGGGCGGCUCCUUGCAGCAACCUUCACCCUCAUCGGCGUGUCCUUCUUCGCCUUGCCUGCUGGGAUCUUAGGCUCCGGCUUCGCUUUGAAGGUCCAGGAGCAGCAUCGGCAGAAACACUUUGAGAAACGGCGGAACCCAGCUGCUGGGCUUAUUCAGGCAGCCUGGAGGGUGUAUGCCACCAAUCUCAGUCGCACAGACCUGCAGUCUACCUGGGACUACUAUGAGAGGACUGUAUCAGUUCCUAUGUACAGACUUAUUCCUCCACUUAACCAACUUGAUCUGUUGAGAAAUCUGAAGAGCAAAUCUGGUCUCUCCUUUAGGAAGGAAGCUCAACCAGAGCCCUCCCCAAGUCAGAAGGUAAGUCUGAAGGAACGAGUGUUCUCCAGCCCAAGAAACUCUGCAAGCAAAGGGAAGAGCUCACCCCAGAGCCAGCAGCCCCUGCGACGCUCUCCCAGUGCAGACAACAGCAUUGAGGACAGUCCCUCCAAAGUACCCAAGAGCCUUAGCUUUGGGGACCGCAGCCGUGCUAGACAAGCUUUCCGCUUCAAAGGGGCAGCUUCUCGGCAGAAUUCAGAAGUGCUGAUUGAGAUGCAGGCGGAGGAAAUGAGGCAGAAGAGCUCCCCAGCAAUUGAAAGGUUGAUCAAGGCCAGCCUUCCCGGAGAAGACAAUGUCGAUGACAAUAAGAGCUGCCAUUGUGAGUUUGUCCCACAGGAUUUAACACCAGGAAUCAAAGUUACCAUCAGGGCUGUGUGCAUUAUGAGGUUUAUGGUGUCAAAGCGAAAAUUUAAGGAAAGUCUGCGGCCUUACGAUGUCAUGGAUGUUAUUGAGCAGUAUUCAGCUGGACACCUUGACAUGUUGGCCAGGAUUAAAAAUCUGCAGUCCAGAGUGGAUCAGAUUGUUGGCAGAGGUGCUCCAAUCACAGACAAGGACCGUCCCAAAAGUUCUACAGAAGCAGAGAUUGUAGAGGACCCCAGCAUGAUGGGAAGACUUGUGAAAGUAGAGAAACAGGUGAUGUCAAUGGAAAGGAAACUGGAUUUCCUGGUUAACAUCUAUAUCCAGCGAAUGGGUAUCCCACAGUCUGAAACAGAUGCGUACUUUGGUUCCAAGGAGCCUGACCCAGCUCCACCAUACCACAGCCCCGUUGAGCACAUGGAGAAGUCUGGCUGUAUUACCAAAAUAAUCCAUUCCAACAGCUCCGCCGGCCAGAAGAACUUUGACGCCCCUCCCUCUGCUUAUGUACACCAGAGCCACUGCCCUCCCUCCACUUCCUGUCACCCACACCCUCUACCUGAGCCCCCUCAGUGCACUUCCCCCAAUGGUGAUCCUUCCCUGGUGCGUAUCCCACCUCCUCCUGCCCAUGAGCGCUCCUCUGGUAGUCAUAAUGGUGGCGCACGAGGCGCUGGGCAGCACCAUUCUUGUGGGAGUGGGUUGGACGAGGCCAAGCCCGGCACCCUAUCCCAGCACCAGGCCGGUGCUGAUAGCGACACCUCUAUAUCGAUCCCAUCAGUGGAUCACGAAGAGCUGGAGCGCUCCUUCAGUGGCUUCAGCAUCUCCCAGUCCAAGGACAACCUGGACUUCCUCAACAGCGCCUACUACAGCGGGGUGACGCACUGCCCCAAGGUCAGGCCCUACAUCGCUGAGGCUGAAUCUGACACGGACUCGGACCUGGGUGCCCCAUCGCCACAUUCCACCACCGGAGAAGGGGCUUAUGGGGACAGGCCUUGGCCCGGCCCUAAGUAAGGCUUGAACUGAUCUUACAAAAUGGGAUUUACUGCUGCUAACGGCAGCCUCCGAAGUCAAACCAUGAUCAUUUUGGGCAAGAAGCUGUAUUUGUAUAUGUUUAAAACCAGUGCUCUUUCUCAAUAUGCAGCUUUGAUAACAGACCAGGAUCUUGGUAGUAAAGCCAACUGACUAAAUGUGCGACUUUCUGGUACUUCAGAAUUACCUAAAAAGGUGAUACCUGAAAUGUUCUUUUUGGCAUCUAAAUGUAUGCUUAAAUCUAACUUUUAGCACAAACUAUUCUUAGUACAUACAUUCACUCUCAUAUGUUUACUCAUUCUGCCAGUGUUUGCCACUCACCAACAAAUGAUCUGGUCACUCCGAGACAAGAAUUGUUCCAUGUUGUCUGCAUUAGCUCACAAAUGUACUGCAUAACACAAAAAUAUUCCAGCAGCAGAUAUCUUCCAUUAUGUCACUUUAAUAUUCUCUUUAGGAACAAUAUCACAUUGUACUCCUCUAGUAAGUAUGUACGAGUUUCAUUUUAAUUAUAUACAAAAGGUACAAUAUCACAAUAUCUCAAGUUUUAACAUUUUUUUUAAGUUAUCUCUUGUUUUAUUAAUUUGCAUGAAACAAGAACAUUUAAAAUGGAUGUAAAGAAAUAUUCUUAUACAUCGAACAUGUGGCCUCAAGGAAGUAAAAAGGCUUGCUAUUUUAUGCAGACUUUUUUUAUAACGAGAACUUUAAAGAAAAUCUCUAAAUAUCAUGUAUAAACUAUAACCAUAAAUAAUGAUGCUCCUUUAACAAAUCAAAAUGUAUGCUGCAAAGUUACAUCCUGUGAGGGGCUAUUAUUGUAAUUCCAAUGGGCAACCAUAGAGUUCUGUCACUAUGACAAACUGAUGUAAGGUAAAAAUAUUUAUUUAAUUUUCUAUUUAUUAAUUGCCUAAUUCAUUUUAAAGCCAAACUUUUUUGCAGCUUUCCAAGUGAACAGUUAUUUUUUUCAGUUCAUGGAUGUGUAUUAUAAGCUGUGUACUAUAGUCAUUGCUUUCUCCUAGGACUAAAAACACAUUCUAAUAUACUAAUGCAACACAUUUUAGCACCAUUUGAAACUGUAGUCUUUUAUUGCUCAGACAUAGCAGGAUAUUUCCAGAGGGUACAAAAACGAACUCCUAUACAUGGGCUGAUAUUGCACACUUCUGAAGAUGGUUGUAGUUGCAACAAGGGAAUGCCAGUUGCGCAGUUGACAAUGUGCACUGGAUUGUUUUUUACUCUUUUAUUCCCAUUUUAUGCAACUACCAUUGAAUCUUUUCUGUGUUACUCAAACACACUACUAGCAUUGUUAAGAAAGGAGGAAGUGUGGAGAAUGAAUAGAGCUGAGCUCCGCCACUCAGAAAUGCUUCGCCAAUAGGAACGCGGCCAUUUGUAGUCUCAGGAUGGUCCAGCAGUGAAGCGCAUAUCAUUCCACUGGGAUUCAAGCUAUGCCAUUUGUAGAGUGCACUUGGCUUAUUGUAAGCCUGUGCAUGUGCAAAUCAUAUGUAAGAAUUGGGAGGGAAUCAGUUUAUCAGUUCUGCAUUACUCAAUGCUGUACUAUGUUACAUUUCUCAAGUGCACCUUCCGCAAAGUGCAUCUCCAAAGAGGACAAGUUUAGUUUGCACCGUUUUGUCUUCCAUCUGGCCUAUGUUCAUACAGUAGUACAGACAUCGCCCUUUAUUGCUGUUCUGCUAACCCCAUACCAUUUCCACAGGUAGAGGGUGUGCAACCCUUUUGGAGAUGUGAAGAUUGCCUAAAUGUGGAGCAGUGGUAAAGUGAUCAUUUAAAUUGGAAUGAGGCAUACUAAACAAAUCAUGCAAUUUUUCAGAUUUGAGCUUUGAUGCGUCUAACAGAAAAUGUGGCUAAAAGCUGAGCAUGUAGGCUUUAAGCUAAACAGGCAUGUAGGAAAUGCCAGAUACAUUUCUCCUUUUCUCUUUUUAGCAAGAGUGACAGGAGUUAUGUAAAAUCAUGUAGAAAGCUCAAAAGGCUUUUGAACACAUAGACACAAGUCCAAAAGGUGUCUUGAUGUGUUAUACAUCUUUGAACUGUCUGUCAUAGUUAAUGACUUGUGUUUUUACCGCAUAUCAUCACAGCUGCCUUGCUUUGAGUUGAGAAAAGAAAAAAAAUACAUUGAUUUUUUUCCAAAGAAUAUACUGUAUUUUGCUAAAUUGCUUUGGGUGUUAACGCAGAUGCAAAGUUUGGUCCAUGUUCUAUGUUACGUGUCCUCUUGCUGCAAAUCUGUUUUUAAAACCACUAUGUGCUUGUGAAUGUAUUAUUGAAUGCUGUCUCUCACACACGCACACGCACACACACACACACACACACAUACACACACACACACACACACACAGAGU